Lipotes vexillifer (Yangtze River dolphin) is the source of this 1516-nucleotide messenger RNA. The record is from RefSeq and is a predicted model, not a curated record. Lineage: Eukaryota; Metazoa; Chordata; Mammalia; Artiodactyla; Lipotidae.
GCCGAGCGGCGGGGGCAGCGGGCGGGCGCGGCGACCAGGGCCUGGGCGGGGAUCCGGGUAGCGACCGAGGCGGCGGCAGCGCCCCGGGCCCGCCGCCCCCUCCACUCAGGCGGGGGGAGUCGCUGCAUGGGGCCAGGGGGUCGGCCGUGCUGCGCUAAGCGGUGGCGGCGGCGGACCCCCCCAGGCGGGCUGGGGCUGAGCCCGGGGCCGGGGCGGGGGCUCCGGGGGGACCAUGCCCGGAGGCCGGCCGGGCGCAGCAUGGCUCACGGGGCCGGCGCGCUGAUGCUCAAGUGCGUGGUAGUCGGCGACGGGGCGGUGGGCAAGACGUGCCUACUCAUGAACUAUGCCAACGACGCCUUCCCGGAGGAGUACGUGCCCACCGUCUUCGACCACUACGCAGUCAGCGUCACCGUAGGGUGCAAGCAGUACCUCCUGGGACUCUGUGACACAGCCGGACAGGAAGGCUGUGAUCGGCUGAGGCCUUUAUCUUAUCCAAUGACUGAUGUCUUCCUUAUAUGCUUCUCUGUGGUAAAUCCAGCCUCAUUUCAAAAUGUGAAAGAGGAGUGGGUACCAGAACUUAAGGAAUACACACCAAAUGUACCCUUUUUAUUAAUAGGAACUCAGAUUGAUCUCCGAGAUGACCCCAAAACUUUAGCAAGACUGAAUGAUAUGAAGGAAAAACCUAUAUGUGUGGAACAAGGACAGAAACUAGCAAAAGAGAUAGGUGCGUGCUGCUAUGUAGAAUGUUCAGCUUUAACCCAGAAGGGAUUGAAGACUGAUUUUGAUGAGGCUAUCAUAGCCAUUUUAACUCCAAAGAAACACACAGUAAAAAAAAGAAUAGGACCAAGAUGUAUAAACUGUUGUUUAAUUACGUGAGAAAUGUCUUCAGUGGCCAAGUAAACUGUCCAUUUCUCUCAGAAAGCAUAUGAAAUGCUAAAGCUAUACCCAGACCUCUUAAAAAUAAUGAAGCAGUUUAAUACUUGAAAGGAAAAAAAAAAAACCCUGUCCUCAGAAUUCUAUAAAGUUGAUUAAGAAUGUUUCUUAAAGGUCCAAGAAGCAACAAACAGCAUCUGAAGCCACAAUCUAUUAUAAAUACUUUAUUUCAACUAGAAGGUGCAAUCUCUCAGGGGUUUCAUAGUUUAAAAAGCUACAAUCACAUCAUGUUGUAACUAUAUAAAAAACAGUGCUGUUAAGUGGAACUGCCUGGCUUAGACCAUGUACAUGUCUGCACAAUCUUUAUGGAAUCUGCACAAAGAAAUAUCUUCUCCCUUUGCUCCAAUUAAUUGUUCUUGUAUGUAAGUUUCUUUCUAUUCCAGUAUAUCCAGAGUGGUGAAGUAACAAGGCCAGCCACAUAGCCAAAGGUUGCUCCAAGCGUGCAGGAGAUGGGCCAUUCCUGAGGAGACAAUGUAUGAGAUCAAAAAGAACAAAUGUUUUAUUAUUACUGGAGCACAAGUGUAACCUAAAUAUUUCUAUAUUAAAGCUUAAUGUGCUUUCUUAAAGAAUGCCAAAAGUGUAA